Pyrgilauda ruficollis (rufous-necked snowfinch) is the source of this 1698-nucleotide messenger RNA. RefSeq names its product cytosolic iron-sulfur assembly component 1 (gene CIAO1). The transcript has 7 exons. Gene Ontology annotation, cellular component: cytosolic [4Fe-4S] assembly targeting complex. Gene Ontology annotation, biological process: iron-sulfur cluster assembly. The record is from RefSeq and is a predicted model, not a curated record. Gene Ontology annotation, molecular function: protein binding. Bases 81 to 1088 code for a protein of 335 amino acids. Lineage: Eukaryota; Metazoa; Chordata; Aves; Passeriformes; Passeridae.
CGGUUCCGCUUCCGGCGCCGCUCCGGUUCCGCUUCCGGUGGGGCUGUCGGUGCUGGUGGCGGUGCCGGUGCCGUGCCGCCAUGCCCGAGGCGCUGUCGCUGCUGUGCCGGGUGUCCGCGCACCCCGAGUCCCGCUGCUGGGCCCUGGCCUGGAGCCCCAGCGGGGCCCUGCUGGCGUCCUGCGGCGGGGACCGCACCGUGCGCGUCUGGGGCCGUGAGGGCUCGGGCUGGGCGUGCCGCGCGGUGCUGGCGGACGGGCACCAGCGCACGGUGCGCAGGGUGGCGUGGUCGCCGUGCGGGCAGCUCCUGGCCUCGGCCAGCUUCGACGGCACCACGUGCGUCUGGAGGCGCCACGAGCACGGCUUCGAGGUGGUGGCCACGCUGGAGGGACACGAGAACGAGGUGAAGUCGGUGGCCUGGGCGCCCUCGGGGUCGCUGCUGGCCACCUGCAGCCGUGACAAGAGCGUCUGGGUCUGGGAGGUGGACGAGGAGGAGCAGGAGUUCGAGUGCGUCAGCGUGCUGAGCGCCCACAGCCAGGACGUCAAACACGUGGUGUGGCACCCCAGCCAGGAGCUGCUGGCCAGCGCCAGCUACGACGACACGGUGCGGCUGUACCGCGAGGACGAGGACGACUGGGUGUGCUGUGCCACCCUGGAGGGACACACGUCCACCGUGUGGGCAGUGGCCUGGGAGCGCUCCGGCCAGCGCCUAGUGUCCUGCAGCGAUGACCGCACCCUGCGCGUGUGGCAGCGCAGCCAGGGACACGGCAGUGGCUCGGAGCACAGCUGGCAGUGUGUCUGCACCCUGUCCGGGUACCACGGGCGCAGCAUCUACGACGUGGCCUGGUGCCACCUGACGGGCGCGGUGGCCACGGCGUGCGGUGACGACGCGGUGCGGGUGUUCGAGGAGGUGGCCCCGGUGGCCCCGGGCUCUCCGGUGACGUUCAGCCUGGCCGCCCACGUGCCGCGGGCGCACGCCCAGGACGCCAACGGGGUGGCCUGGCACCCGCGGGAGCCGGGGCUGCUGGCCUCCUGCGGGGACGACGGGGACAUCGCCUUCUGGCACUACCAGCGCCCCGACGGCCUCUGAGCCACACCGGGGACACCACGGGGACCUCCAGGACACCGAGGGGACCUCCAGGGACACCAAGGGGACCUCCAGGAUCACCCAAUGCUUGGCACAACUUCCCCCUGGCCUCCAGAAGUUUCCUGUGUCCUCCAGGGCACCUCAAGGGCAUCCAGGAUCACCCAGUGUUCUCCAGAACCUUCUCGUGGCCUCCAGGACACCUUGGGGACCUCCAGGAGAUCUCAGGGGCCUCCAGGAUCACCUAAUGUUCUCCAGAACCUUCCCAUGAUCUCCAGGAUCACCCAGUGUUCUCCAGAACCUUCCCAUGGCCUCCAGAAGCUUCCUGUGGCCUCCAGGACACCUUGGGGGCCUCCAGGAGAUCUUGGGGGUCUCCAGGACCCUCCCAUGGCCUCCAGGAUCACCCAGGGUUCUCCAGGACCAUCCAGUGUUCUCCAAAACCUUCCCAGAUAUCCUCCAGAACUUUCUCAAGUUCUCCCGACCCUUCCCACGUCCCCAGGCCCCGCAGUGUCCCCAGCCUGUUGGGUUUGUGGGGCUGGACUGGCUUUGGGGUCCUGCUCCUGCCCCACAGCCAAUAAAAACCAGGGUGGCCCAAAACCCCCGGAUCCCACAGGGA